Molecule: messenger RNA, 4086 nt
Organism: Ceraceosorus bombacis
Lineage: Eukaryota; Fungi; Basidiomycota; Exobasidiomycetes; Ceraceosorales; Ceraceosoraceae
Source: the annotation of a GenBank genome assembly
AUGUCAAGAGAAGAGGCAAGUCGAGUCGAGGAGCGUAAUGUGGACGGAUCGUCUUCCUGCUCGCCGCCUGAUGUCAGACCCAGAUGGUUCUACUCUUCCGAAAAGUCUUGGAUCGACUUUGAUGAGAGAGAUCAGCAAGCCUUGGAGGCACGCUUCCAACAGCUGGGUGGAGCAGAGUGGCACAGCGAGAUCAAGGCACAGCAUACAGACGGCGAUGAGAGCGAGUCGGAGCACACGGGCACUAGCGAUGAUGAUGACGACGAGGCCCAAGGCCCGAGCUUAGAUGCACGCAAGGGAGAGCAAGAUUCGACAAAGCCUGACAAUGACGAACAAAACGGACUGGGCUCGAUGCUCACAGGCCUGAUCUCUGGCAACGCCUCUGAUCAAAAGAGUUCAGAUGCAUCUCGUAAGCUGGCCGACCAAGCCAAGAGCAUCCCUCCAAUUCGCACAGUCUCUCAUAACUUCAAAAAAGCCAAGAAAGGAUCCACAUCUAAGGAGCCGGAAGUGGUGAGAGCUGUGUUGGAUCCUGAUGAGCCAGAAGAGGAGAGCAGGGCCAGAGUGGCGGUGCUGGAGGACAGGCUGUUCGACGUGAACCUGGAAAGUAUGGACGUGAGUAAGCGGCGCGCGGCAAGAGGAUUGAGACUUGGUGCAGGUCGGGGGCGCUGACAGGAGCAUCGCUCAUGACUGCAUCGCAGCUCUAUCCAGGUGAGGCAGCGAUCGAUCGAUCAGGUGGACAACAUCCGUAGAGCGAUUUAUGAAAGCGUGCUGACGGCUCCCACCGCCUUGCUUGUUCGUUCCUGUCGCAGUCUUCUGGAAGGGAGUAAAGCUGCGCGUGGUGCGGGCAACCUGGUUCUACUCUGCAGCUUCAGACGGAGGGUACGCGCCAAUAGCCUACGACGAAGCCCUGGCUCGGGAUUUGGACAACGCCUACACAGCCGUCAAGCCAUGGCAAAAAUUAGCGGGCCAAGAGAUCGAUGUUGAUAAUGGUUCGACUCAAGACCGCUCGAAGCAAAGGCAGGGCGAUGAAGUCGACGACGAUGAGCUUUACGAACUUCCCUCACUAAAAGCUCAAGGGAGAGUGCACUUUGAAAGUCCUGUAGGAGGUCGUAUCUUCACGUGAGUAUCUCCAAGUGACGCGACAUAUCGUCACGAGCUCAUGCCCAUCAUCAUUUGGCCUCAGCGAGGACCUUUCGGGAAGAUUACUGUCGAUGGUCGGCGGAUCCCGCGUAAUCAGAGGUUUCGAUGAAGCAGAGAGGUUAGCGAAGGCAGGUGGGGCGUUGAACCAGCUUCCCGCCUUCACCUUGCCUUUUGCCAAAGGCUCUGAUCCUGAUGAUGAAGAGCAGGAUGCAGCGGGAGAUGAAGACGAGCGCGUAGAUGGCGGGGCGGAAAGGCGAGGCGCUCGGCACGCUAGCAAGCGUGCGGGAGCUGCUUCUAGGCCUGGCAAGCCCUCCGCUCAGGAGCCUGAAUCUGCAAACUCAGGCAACGAAGAGUCGGGAGGUUUCAUGUCGAAAUUAGUACCUUCGAGUGGAUGGCUGAGACCCGACGUUGCGCUCUUGAGGACCCUAGGGUACGGAGAGGAAGAUGCGGAAAGGGAAGCCAAGAGAGACCAGAGACAGAAAAACACGGAAGAUUCUGCAAAGACGGGAACGAAGAGGAAAGAGGAGGAAGACAAUGGGGAUUCUGAGGAGGAGGAGGCAGAGGAGGAUAGGAAAGACGAACCCCCAUCGUUGGUCCUGUGCAUACAUGGGUAAGCAAUGCCCCACAACACGAAGGAUGUAAAAAAACCCUGGACGCGGACUUCGCUGACGUCCACCUGCUCGCUCACAGUAUUGGCCAGGGUCUAGUGGAGGAUUUCGAUGCCCUCGACUUUGUCUAUGAUGUUGGUGAGCAUGAUUGCCCCUGUCAGAAUCCAGAACCUGGAUUAAUGCUAAUUUACGACGCUCAUACUUUGCAACUCAAGAACGUCUACGCAAACAGGCAAAGUCGAGCGCGAGCGACCCUGCUCUCAAGAGAUUGUCGAGAGGCAGAAGAGCGCAAUUCAUACCCAUUUCUUGGAGACAAGGCUUGACGUUCCAAUCGAGCAAUGAGCAGAAUGAUAAUGAAUAUGGGUGAGUAGAUGCAGCGCGGAAGCUCAAGCAGGUGAACUUCCUUGCUCACAAAGCUACUUUUCUUGGACCAGGCUGUCUGAUAUCAGCAACAGUGCCGCAAUACCGUUGGUGCGGAACGUCAUCAGUAAAGUGGGUAGCCAGCUCUCCACAGAGACUUGCGCGUGCUGAAUUUGCCUGACCACUUUGUUGCGGACACAGGUCAUUCUGGAUGUGCCCUACUAUCUCAGUCACCACAGAGAAAAGAUGGUACGUCUUCAAGGUCGCGUGACUGGGGAAAUGUGCAGCUGCUGAUUGCGUGCUCGUCGUCAGAUUGCUGCUGUGAAGAGCGAGUUGAAUAGAACGUACCGACUGUGGUGCAAGAGGAACCCCGACUUUCUUGAGAAGGGUGGGCGAGUCUCGAUGAUAUGUCAUUCCUUGGGUAGCGCCCUAGCAAUGGACAUGUGAGUUGUCAACAGGCCUGAACGGAUCCUUGGCACUUCUAACUCAUCCACCGGUCAACUCGAAUAAAACAGUCUUUCGCAACAGCCCACAACAGUCGCACCGUUACAUCAGAGAAGUGAGGAAGAGCUGCGUUCUAAUGAACACUUAGUCUUCGACGUCGCGGUGAGUCCAGUCGCUCCGCGGCGUAGGCAUGCCCUCUUUCAGAGGCGUCCGUUCUGACGCACAGUCCUUGCAGAACCUGUUCCUCAUCGGUAGCCCGUGCGGAUUCUUCUUGCAUCUGGGAGCUGGCCAGCUCAUUGCUAGGCGAGGCACCAAGCGCACGAGAGAUGUCGCUGGAGAUGCUGCACUCGAAGAAGCGGGACGUUACGGUUGUUUGGCUGCUGAGGCAGUGUAGUGCGUAAUAUUCGCUAGUCAUUUUCGCGAGAAUCAGAGGCAGAUGUGGCUGACAAGGGUGACUCCUGCUUUUCGAAUAGCAAUUGCUACAACACGACGGAUCCGUGAGUAAAUUCGGAACAGCUAUGUGCUGAGCGAGAUUACGCUGAAAUCUUUCUUCUCGUGCAGUGUCGCCUACCAGCUCAACGCCACUGUCGAUCGUGAUUACGCGUCUUUGAUGCGGCCCGUUUCGAUUCCGGACGCAACGGAUGCUUUGCUAGAUUCUUUAUCCCUGCCUCGUCUAUCAGUGUCUAAGCUCUUCGAUCCAGAUCGGCCUUUCUCUAGUGGGGAAGAUGCCUAUGCCAAAGCGAAUGUGCAGCCGACCACGUCAGCCUGGGAGGAGGACCAGAAGAGAAAGGGCAAAGGCGGUGCGAGCAAGAAGGGCAAAAGCGAAGAAUCCAAGCUGGCCAACGGCGCGGUUAUCGUGGAGCAGGGCGAGACGCUGAAGAAGAUGCAGCCUCAGAUGCAGGCUCGUCAAGCGGGUCGCAGCGCUUAUCCUGUUGAUGUCAAGAGACUAGAGAAAGCUGAGCGGCGAGUGAGUCUGCUUGCGCCAGCGUCCUGCUCUAAGAGCAGACGCGCUCACGCCACGACCUUUGCACCAAUUAGUUCCGUGCACUCAACCCCCAUGGCGCGAUAGACUUCUUUUUCGAAACAAAAGGAUUCAACGAGGUGAGUGGCGUCGCGAUAGGGUGUGGUGGAGCGGGCUCGUGCUGACCAUCCGUACCGCGCUCUUCACAGUAUUUGGGUGCGUUACGAUGCUACUUGCCAAUGUCCAGGCUGUUCACUGAAUCACGCUUUGCUUUCCUCCCUUUGCCCCGACUGUAGACAUGCUCUCGGCUCAUGUCAGGUGCGUGCAUCUCUUUCUCUCUUGAAGCAUGGUCACGCAGCUGAUCUAAUCGUCGUGUGUCGGACCAGCUAUUGGACCUCUCCAUCCUUCUCACGCUUCGUGCUGUCGCAGCUUUGGACGGACUAUGCUGGACCAGAGAGCAAGCGACAAGACGCUUCGGAGCAAGAGCCGCCGCCUACGAUUGUUCCUCAGCUCGAUGUAGAUGUGCCAAAGGAGAGGGAAGAGGAACAAUCCAGACAGGAGAAGCAACAAACUUAG